Molecule: messenger RNA, 702 nt
Organism: Dermacentor silvarum
Lineage: Eukaryota; Metazoa; Arthropoda; Arachnida; Ixodida; Ixodidae
Exons: 1
Coding region: 1-702 (233 amino acids)
Source: RefSeq, a predicted model, not a curated record
AUGCUUGGUUUUCGGGCACACUUGUCUACCCAGGAGGUCCUCCUUCAAUUACACCACAACCUCUUGCAUCCAGACAGUGGUUCGAGCACGAAAGCGCUACUGAGUCUGGACUUCCAUAAGGCUUUUGACAUUGUGCUCCACGCGGCCGUGCUCGAGAGCUUAGCCUACUUGCAACCCGGCGAACAAACCUACAAUUAUAUCAGGUCGUUCCUCACAGGCAGGGCGGUCGAGCUCGCGGUCGGGGACCUGCGCUCGCCUCCCACGCGGCUCGGGAACAGAGGCACGCCGCAAGGGGCAGUCCUGUCACCAUUCCUAUUCCACCUCGCAAUGCGCACCCUCCCUCCGAAACUGAGUGAAGUCCCGGGACUCAGACACACGCUAUACGCCGACGACAUCACGCUCCGGACGUGUGAAGGGUCGGACGGCGCAGUUUUAAAAACGUUCCAACAUGCCACCGACCUCGAACACGCCACCGACAUCGUCGUACAACACGUGAAGGCAGCGGGAUUAGAGUGCUCCCAGCACAAGUCGGAGCUCCUCCCGAUCCGACCACCCCACCGAAGCAAGCACAAGUCACCCUCACCUCUCAUCACGAUACGCGUAAACCAGUCGCCAGUCACACACGUCGAGCCCAUACGAGUACUGGGCAUGAUACUGCAGCAGAACCGGCUGGAACAGGCAUCACGAUCGACCGGCUCCUGA